AUGGCGAGUUCGCCCCCGGCCUCGCCGGGAGGAAUCCAAAGGCCGAUGAGUGCCAUCGCCAGAGCACAACCGAGAAGUACCAGUAGAUUGAGCAUGUCAAGCAAGGCUGGAGGUGGAAGCAGAGCCUCAGAUGAGGACAGCCGGACGGCUGUCAAAGUCGCCGUUCGUGUACGACCGCCGCUGAAGCCUGAAGAUCCUGGCUAUGAUCUUAUUCCUCAGCGAUUUCAGAAGGCUAUGGUUCACACGACUUCCGACACCAGCCUUGCUAUCGAUUCACCACAAGGUCGUAAACUAUUUGUCUUUGACCGUGUCUUUAGCCCAGAGGUGAUGCAAGAGGGUAUUUGGGAUUAUGUCUCCGACUGCAUCAAUUCAUUCAUCCAGGGAUACAAUGUUUCUUUACUUGCAUAUGGUCAGUCAGGUGCUGGUAAAUCCUACACCAUGGGCACAUCAGGACCUGGCGAGCAGUAUGACCAAGAGUUGAUGGGUGUUAUUCCUAGAGCUGCCACUGCGCUCUUCGAGAAGCUCGAGACCCCCAAAUCUUCUGCCAAAGCCAAUCGCAGUUCCCUUUCGCAUCUUCGAGGUCCCCGAGGAUACAGCCAACAGAGUGCGCUUGGUGACCGCGAGUGGUCGCUAAAAGCCACUUAUGUCGAGAUUUAUAAUGAACAGUUGCGCGAUCUUCUUGUUUCCGAUACAACCCCGAUGAACGAGCGCGUUAAUGUGGCCAUUCGCGAAGAUACCAAAGGCAACAUCAUUUUGACCGGCCUACAACAAGUGGAGAUUAACUCAGCGGAGGAUCUCAUGAAUGCUCUCAACUUCGGAUCCUCUAUUCGUCAGACCGACGCCACCGCCAUCAACGCCAAGUCUUCGCGAUCCCACGCCGUUUUCUCGCUCAACCUUGUUCAGCGCAAGAAUAAAUACGGCGCAGGACAGGCCUCCGACAAGCGCCACUCUAUGCCAGCCGAGGGAUUGUCAGGUCAGGAAGUUUCCAUCACUACUGACAGUAAACUUCAUUUCGUCGAUUUGGCUGGAAGUGAAAGGCUCAAGAAUACAGGUGCUCAGGGUGAUCGUGCCAAGGAGGGUAUCUCGAUCAACGGUGGACUUGCCGCACUUGGCAAAGUUAUUAGCCAACUUUCAUCCAGAAAUCCUGGGGCCCACGUUUCAUACCGCGAUUCCCGACUUACACGAUUGCUACAAGACUCGCUUGGUGGUACAGCCAUUACCUACAUGAUUGCUUGCGUUACACCAGCCGAGUUCCAUUUGAGCGAAACGUUGAACACAGUCCAAUACGCUCAACGAGCCCGAGCUAUCCAGUCGAAGCCACGAAUCCAGGAGACGGAGCAGGGCGACAGCAAAGCUAUCAUUGACCGCUUAAAAGCUGAAGUCGCUUUCCUGCGCGAGCAAAUCCGCAGCGCUGAGAAUGGCGGAAGCCCUCGACGUAACGCCCCAUUAACCAACGAGCGAUCCGACCGCCAAAACGAGCGCGAGACAGAGCUUCAAAACCAGCUCCUAGACACCCAAGAGAGUUACACUGCUCUCAGCCAGCGCCAUGCACGACUCAUUGCCGAGCUAGCUCGCGCCCGUGAGAAUGAAUCUGGCGAGAAUCAGCACGACGAUAUUUCGGGAGAUACAGCUGAUGAUCGCAUCAACCGAUCAAACUCUUUUGCGCAAGCCGUCGAACAAGUCGUGAUGGAGUAUGAGAAGACAAUCCAGUCUCUGGAACAAUCUCUUUCCAGUACUCGCAGCACAUUGUCAAAUGUCGAGACUAACCUUCUUGAGAGAGAGACAAAAUGUGCUUAUGUCGAGACCAUCAAUACCCAACUGCAAACUCGUCUGCAGAAACUUGUUGAUCGCGAGAACAACACCGAAAACUACCUUCACGAUCUUGAGGCCAAGCUGGAUGGUCAUACCAGCGGCGAAGAGAAGAACGCAACUAUCAUCAUGGAACUUCGUAAGGAGAUUUCCCGUGCUCGAGAGAACGAGGCGUCUUGUGAAGACUACAUUUCAACCCUCGAGGAGCGUCUGGCUGAAGCUGACCAAGACGGCGAGCUGAUGCAACGCGAGAUCGAUCGACUUGAGCAGGUGGUUGAACGACAAAGGAGCCUUGGUAAACUCGAUUCUCUCCUUUACGAGCUUGACCAGAUCCAAGAUGGCAAGGAACCUGGAACUGAGAAUGGGGUAGAGAACCACGCCGAGUCAGCUAACGGUGUUGCGGCUCGUCGUGCUAUUGCUGAACAUUCCCGAAACUUGUCCCACGUUAGUCGACAUAGUCAGAUGGAAGAGCCCAUUCCUGAAGGUGAUGAGGAACAAGAACAGUCUCGCACUAAGAUCGGCACUCUCAAGGAGGUGGACGAGGAUUCUCUGCGCUUGGAGAAGCCUUCUGAGCAGGGACCUCCCCCAAGCCCAGCUCAGUCCAAAUUUGUUGCUGACAAGCUCGAGAACGUCACGCAGGAGCUGUUCGAUUUGCGUGUAGAGCAUGAGUCCACUCUUAAUGACUACGACUCGCUCCAUGCCAAGUACGAAUCAGCCAUGCGUAGACUGGCUGAGAUGCAGGAUGCUGUUGAUGAGGCUCGUCACUCACACCAACAGCGCCAAUCCGUAAUCUCUGUCGCCACACCUACGCGCACCACUCGGCCCGAGUCUUUCUUGUCUGACACUAGGACUAACGACCUGAAGACUGGCCCUCGAUCCUCCUUCACCCGGUCACUCUCUUCGGAGCUGUCUUCUGCCAUGGACUCGCCUGCGACAGCUGCUUCAUCAAACGGCGAUAUUCUCUCUGACGAUGAAACCGCUACCACUAAGCCUGCGGCGGCAUCUACAGAUACCUUGACCAACGAUGAGAGCGUCGAGCUUGCUGCAGAACUCGAGCGACUUAAGUCGAUGGCUCAGGAACGUGAGGCUGCCGAGCAAGAACUCGCCGAGAGAUAUGCUCAACUUGAGUCUAAACACAACGAGACCCUCGAUAUUGUUGAGGAGCUCAAGACAGACCUAUCACGGGCCCGUGUCAUGGAAGCUACUUCACCUCGUUCUAGCACUCCUGUUAUUCGACGCAAGUCAAGCCAGAAUCUGCUGGUAGUCGAUCGUGCCCAACGCUCAUUUUCAUCACUGCGAAACAUUGCUGCUGAGAACUUUGGCAGUCACCCCGAGGCUAUGCAGAGCUUCGAGCUGAACCUGAACGCUGCUAUACAUGAACUCACCGUCAGAAGCGAGCGGAUCCAGGAGCUCGAGGCUGAUGUAGCGGCCGCCAAGAAGGAGAUGGAAACUAAGAUGACCAUUAUCUCGGGACUGACAAGGGAGCGGUCCAGUUUGAAGGCCAGCCCUGUGGAGAUGUCGAUGGUUGCAACACUUCGAGAUCAGCUUGAGCAGAACGAGAGACAACUCUCUGAAACUAGAAAUGCCCACAUGGCUCGCGAGCAAGCACUCACAACUGAGCUCGAGUCUUUGCGCCAGGCCCUGGAAGCCACUUCUAGUACCCAAGAGCCCGACAAUGCUGACUCUAAGUACGAGAAGCGGGUUGCCGAGCUCCAGAGCGAGCUUGCUACCUGGGAGAGGAAGCACAAGGAGGCUCUCGAUUCUAUGGAGAACACUGAGACUCAGAUGCGUGGCACAAUUGGACAGCUUGAGGCACAGGUUGCAUCGAACCAAGCUCAACGAUCCCUGACGAAUGGUGACAAGGACGAGUCAACUAAGGAUGCUGAGCAACGACAACAGAACCUCAUUGGCUUCCUGCGCCAUGAGAUCGAUGAGUACAAGGCUAUUAUCAACAGCAACGCUACCAAGGUUGCCGAAUUGGAGCAGGCUCAUGCUGCGGCUCGUGCUGAGUUAGACGAACUCCACAAGGCCCACCAGGCGGUCAAGGAGGAUAACGCUCGUCAGCUGGAACUUGUCGCUAAGCUCCAGGAGCAGAUCGCUGCUCAUGGCGAUUCUGCACAGACCAACGCGACCAUCGAGGAAUUGAAGGCCCAACACGCCAAGGCCCUGGCUGAUCUGAAGACCGCCGAACAGAAGGGUUACGAAGAGCAGGUUGAGGUCUUGCUGUCCGAGCAUGCCGAGAGUGCCCAGCAAUUGGAGACAGAGCUCGCCGAGACAAGAGACGAGCUUAACAAGGCGUCUUCUCACGUUGCUAAUGCCCUGGGUCUCGAUGCCGACGUUGGAAAGCUUGCGGAGCGUAUCGACGAGCUCGCUGCCAGCAAGAAGGCUCUUGAUGUCGAGCAGGCAAAGCGAAGCGAGAUUGAGUCAUCAGUCACCGAGCUUACAGCUAUUAACGAACAAAUCAUGAAGGACUUUGAAGAUGCUAAGAAAGCUUUGGCUGACAUGAUUGACGGGGGUGCCGCGUCAGGCCCAUUGGUGGAGCAGAUCAAGCUCGCCAAGAAGAGAAUGACAGAUCUCGACGAUCGAAGCAAGAAGAACAGCCGAUUGGUGGAGGAGUUGGAAGAGCAGCUCCAGAACAACUUUGACGAAGUUCAGAUUACCAACAACCGCCUGAGCACUCUCCAAACCGAGCGCAAUACUAAGUUGGAUGAGGCCAAUGCAGCCACCGCACGCCUCACAGCUGAGUUGGAAGUCCUCAAGGAAGAUUAUACCGCUCUUCAGAACAAGAUGGAUGAAGUGGCAGCUGGUAUUCAACGCUCCAACUCCAACUCAACCAUUCGCAAGAGCGCAUCUCAUGUUUCUCUGCCAUCACCCCCACCAGCAAUCCCGCUUCCUCCUCUGCCAAACGGCGCACAAUCUCCCGUCAACGGCACCCCCGGUUCCCCCACUAGUGCGCGUCCAAUGAGCAAGGAUAACCUCAACAUCUCUCAAAUUACUGAGGAUCAAGAGGCACGCAUUCGAACGAUUGAGAAGCACCUUACUGCCGAGCGACAGCUUACUCAAACUCUUGAGGAGGCACUUACCGAUUUGGAAAGGCAGACUAACAAAGUUAAGGCCGAUUGUGAUGCCUGGAAGAAGCGCGCUGGUGAGCUAGAGGCUGAGGUGAAGGAGCUCAAGGACCGUCCACCACCUGAGCCCGUUCAAGACAACCGCUGGAGUCUUCAAGCUGUUGAGGAGGAGCGCAAGAAGCGACAAGCGGCUGAAGCUGCUCGACGUCAACUCGAGGAGCGCAUGAAUGCCAUCAAUAAGGGGAAGAAGAAGAAGGGAAGCCUGAACUGCUUCUAG
Fusarium coffeatum is the source of this 5154-nucleotide messenger RNA. RefSeq lists its product as uncharacterized. The record is from RefSeq and is a predicted model, not a curated record. Gene Ontology annotation, molecular function: microtubule motor activity; ATP binding; microtubule binding. The coding region runs from base 1 to 5154 and encodes 1717 amino acids. The transcript is spliced from 4 exons. NCBI's taxonomy places the organism in Eukaryota, Fungi, Ascomycota, Sordariomycetes, Hypocreales, Nectriaceae. Gene Ontology annotation, biological process: mitotic spindle organization; microtubule-based movement.